Molecule: messenger RNA, 263 nt
Organism: Angiostrongylus costaricensis
Lineage: Eukaryota; Metazoa; Nematoda; Chromadorea; Rhabditida; Metastrongylidae
Source: the annotation of a GenBank genome assembly
UUUGGUCCUUUGGCUUGUUAUUCGUGACCGUUAUCAAUAUGUGCGCGGUCUUGGGAAUAGCAGUAAUGCGAUAUCUCACUAAAGAUGUCUAUCAUCAAGCUCAUCCAUCUCUCAUCAAUGAAGUUGAUGAACGCGGAAAGUUAACCUAUUCCUACCUACACUUAGCUCACUUCUCGCUUUUAGGAGUGUAUUUGUUUUUUAUGUGCGACAAAAUCAUAAAAAUAGUUCUUGAAACGAGGAAGGUGAGUUUCUUCUACUACUAA